Molecule: messenger RNA, 900 nt
Organism: Soboliphyme baturini
Lineage: Eukaryota; Metazoa; Nematoda; Enoplea; Dioctophymatida; Soboliphymatidae
Source: the annotation of a GenBank genome assembly
AUGAUCAUUUACAAAGUAAAAAGUAAGAUUGAAUUUAUCACGCUAUUUUCAGGACUGCCGGAGUGCUUGCUCUCUGCUGCGUGCAGUCGCGCAGGGUUAUCUGUAUUGCACCUUGACCGAAAUUCAAAUUACGGCGGAAAUUGGGCGUCCUUUUCAUUCAGUAAUUUUGUUGAAUGGUGUGAACAUGAUUCGAGAGAAUCUCUCAACCAUGCUGGCCCUCAGCCUACUUCUGAAGGUGUUUACGAUCAUCAAGAUGUUCCCCUUCCAGAUGCAGGCGUUCAGGAUCGUCGCCUGCUUGACGAAAUCUUAUCAAAUUCGAGAUUUUUCAACCUGGACCUUUGCCCAAAAGUCUUGUUUUCUCGCGGUUCAAUGGUCGAACUGAUGAUCAGAUCUAACAUCAACAAUUACGCAGAGUUCAGCAACGUGGACAAAAUUUUGGUGCAUUACGACAAUCAGCUCCGAGCAGUAGGUAUUUCCGUAGUACCUUGCAGCAGAUCAGACGUGUUUCAGUGCCAGGAAUUUUCUGUCGUUGAAAAACGGCUGCUGAUGAAGUUUUUGACUUUUUGUAUGAGUCACGAAAACCUUUUGGAUCAAUGGAUCGGUAUAUUUUGCUUAACCGAGAGUUUCCACUCCAAACCCUCGUCAGAACACUAUCAUUUCUUCCUUCCCAGAUUGAUAUCAAAAAAAUUCAUUUCGUCAACGGGAGUUUACGGAAGCUCUCCGUUGCUCUGGACGCUGUAUGGAAGCGGUGAACUUCCACAAUGCUUUUGCCGCUUGUGCGCUGUGUAUGGAGGCGUAUUUUGCCUCCGGUGCAGAAUUGAUGGAUGGAUCCUCUCCAAGGAAAGGUGCAAUUCACUCAUGAAUAAAAGUUGGCAACGAAUGGUGCUUAUCUCAGCGUAA